AUGAAACCUAACCUUUAUUGGCAAAAUCCUUUUGUGGAUGUUUUCAAACAUUUUAAAGUACAUGAUAUGAAAAAUGUAGAAAAAAAAGGAAGGGUAGCUGUUGCUAUGGAUAAAGAUAUUUCAAGAAAGAUUUUAAAAAUUGAGGGACAAGUUUCUACAUAAAAUAAUAUUACUAUUCCUGGGUAAUCAGCUGAAAUUUCAUCUCUUUAGUUGAUAGGCAAUUAUAUUUAUAUUUAAAUGCAAGUACCAGCAGGAAGUGUGUUCGCAUUCCAUAUAAUUUAUUCUGUAAAUAACUAGAGAUACAAAAUAUCUUUUUCUAAUUUUUAUAAGCAAGUGAAGAAAUCAGCUGAUAAAGAGUUAUAAGUGAAUUUUUCAGAAGUGCCAAAUAAAUGGGCUAUUGUUUGUAUAGAUUCUAAGAGUUACUUACAAGUUUUAGUGCCAAACAUAGCAGACGCAAAUAUUGAUUAUAACGUUAGAAGCAUAUAACUUUGUGCGAAUGCAAAAUAUAAAGGUAUAUUUACUUCUAAUAACUUGUAUAAUGUAGAGAGUAUGCCUAAAGAAAUGCAUUUAAUUCUUCCUAAGAAUGAAACAUUUUAUGAUAGAUAUUAAUGGAUAUUUAUAACUCAUUCUAUAUAAACUAAUGAAAAUAAUCAAAGGCAGGCUAACACAAGACCUCCUAGACUUGAACCUCCAAAAUAAACUGAAAGCUAAAAAUACAUCGCACCUGAAAAGAGCAAAGAAAAUUUAAAAUCUAUAUUAAAAAAAAAAGUAUAAAUUGUUGAGCCUGGUUAAGAAGAAUAAAAUUAAUAAGACUAAGAAGAACAUGAUGAGGAGCAUGUUGAUUCUGACAAUGAAAACAGCUCUUUCGAAGAUGUAAACUUGAAAAUUCCAUCUUAAAAUGGGCUAAAAUCUUCUUUGAAGAACAAAAAUAAAGAUAAAGGCAUUAAUUAUGAUGAAUAGGAAUUAGAAGAUUUGUAAGAGUAAGAAAAAGAAAGUGUUCCCAUUGUUUAUGAAAAUUGCUUUUAACUUUAACCAACACCAAUAAUGAGACUCUCUCAUAUUCAUGGUUAUUGUGGUGGAAAAAGAAAUGUAUGCAGCUUUGGUAGUGGAAGUAUUUUAUAUAGUAGUGGAAGUGUUUUAAUAAUGUAAGACGUUAAGACUAGAGAAUAAAAAUAUAUGUUUGGUCAAAAUAGCGAAAUAUAGCAAGUAGUUGCUUCAAGUAAGGAUAAACUAAUUAUUACAACAGACAGCACAUAGAUUUCUUUUUGGAAUUCAGACACCCUUUAGCGUACUGGCUUUUAUUAUACUGGCUACUAGCAAAUAUUAUCAGUAGACAUAACUUAUUAUAAAAAAGAACUUUAUGUUGCUUUGGCUGGUUUAGAUAAUGCUAAACGUCCAGGAAUUAUGAUUAUUAAAGGAGAUUAGGUAAUUGUGAAAAAUCUAAGCAAUUUUGACAUAGUAAAGCUUGGUUUUAUAGAUAAAAAAGACAUUUCUAAGGGUUUAAUAAGUGUAGGAAAAGAAAAUAUUAGGUUUUGGUGGAUUAAAGGUAAAGGUUAAGAAACAGUUUUGGCAUAGCACUCUGCUUAUUUAGGUGAACAUGCCAGAGAUAAUGUAUUUAGUGAUUUUGCUAUUGCUUAAACAGAUUAGAAAUCUUUCAAAAUACUUGUUGUUGGAAACACCGGAAAUCUUUACAUAUUAGAUUCAGUUGAAAAGGAAAUGAUAGGUGUUUUUAUGAUUCAUGAGGAACCUAUAAAAUGUAUAGGCUUACACAACGAUAGUUAAGAUGCAAGUAAAUAGUAUGUUAUUACUUGUGGAAGCAACGGAAAAAUAAAAGUUUGGAAAAUGGAUUUCUCUGAGUUAAUUUUAGAAGCCAAACUAGACAGCCAAGUUUGUAGUUUAAGUAUAAACGAUUAUAUUGUUUGUGGCUGUUUAAAUGGCACUAUAGGAGCCUUAAGCAUAGAAAAAAAGAAAUUUACAAUUAUAAUUAGAAGUCACAAUGAUAAAAUUAUAGAUUUAAAAUACCAUAAAUCUGCCAGAAAGCUUAUUACAAUAAGCUAGGAUUUUUCAAUCAGAAUUUGGGAUUUAAUGAAAUUAAAGGGUUCAAAUAAUAUUUUCUUCUAGCAAGUCUACGAGUUCAGAUGUUUAGAUGAGUAAGUAACAUGUGUUUAACCAUAUCAUAACAGAGAUAAAUUUGUAUGUGGUUUCGAAUCAGGUGCUGUCAGAAUAUUUGACAUAAGAAACUACACAGUUGCAUGUGAGCUUGAGCUUCAUAAGUCUCGUAUAUUAAAGGUUGAUGUGAGCAGAUUUGACAAAUAUGGAAUGAGUGCAGAUUCUCAGAAAAUAGCUAUUUUUAAUGAAUAAUUUUAAUGUGUAAAAGAAAUAGAGAUUAAAAAUUUAGUUAGCACUGGCUUCGAUGUAGUUGGUGAUUAUUUUUAUAUUAUGAGUGAUUCUUAUUGUGUGAAAAUUCAUAGCAUGAACAAUUUUGAGUAGAAACUAGCUUUAAAUUCACUAGAAGAAAUUAAAGAUGUUAAAUUUACUACAAGAAAAGAUGAAAUGAUAGUAUAUACUAAAAGAUAAAAGAUAAAAAAGUAUAAAAUUGUUCCUGAUGAAAUAAAACUCUUUCGUGAAUACUCCAAUAUUCAUAAAGGAUAAAUUAACAACGUUGCUAUAUCUUAUAAUGCUUCAUAUAUAUUUACAACAGGCGAGGAUUAGCUUUUAAAAAUAUGGGAUUAUCAUUUUAGAGGAGGAGUUAGCCCAGCUUUUUAGGCAUAUAACUGUGGAGAGUUUGUCGAAGGUGUAAUUACUAGUGAUGAUGAGCUCAAUUUGGUUUUUGCAUUUGGAUAAAGUAGUAAGAGUCUAUAUUGCUGGAAAUUUUAGGGGGAGCUGUUUAAAGAGCUAGAAAAUAAUCCAUUAGAAGAUGAAAAUGAGUAAAAUAACCCAGAAACCUAGCUAAAAACUAAUGAGCCUGAAGAAAAAGUUUUAUUUUCAAACCUAUCAGUGAGAAGAGAAGGAAAUAACUACAUAGAAGAACUAAAAAAUAAUAAUGAAGAUUAAUCUCUUUUAUCAAAGCCAAUUAGAGGUCUUUAUGAUGAUUUACAACAAAAAUUUAAUCUAGGCGAUGUUUAUGAUUUAAAAGAAAUUCAAAAAGCUCCAAUUUUUAAUACAGCUUAGAAUUAUCAAUACGAUAUGAACCUUAAUUUGAAUGAAAACGGAAGAUAAGAAAGGCUUUUUGAAGAAAGAAGGCCUGGGUAAUACUUAGAUAUUAACUGUGUGAUUGGGUUCAAUACAAAGGGAGGUAUUCCUUAAGAAAAGUUUAUUUGGAAUUAAAAGAAUCGUUAUUUGGUUACUUUUGUGAAUAAUUUUUUAGUUGUAUCUCACAUGCAAUCACCAAGCAGAGAUUAAAAAGUCACCUAACUUGAAUAUCCAAUUUCUAAAAUAGAGAUCAGUCCAAACUGUAGAUAUUACGUUGCAACUCUCUAAAAUAAAGCUUCUUCAAUAAAAGUUUAUGACUCAAAUUCACAUGCAUAAAUUAAAGAGCUAUAUCAUCCUUAAGAGUGCAACUUGCUAAGCAUACAAAUAUCUCCUUGCUCAAAUUAUUUAUUGUCAGUAAUUUAGUUACUAGUUGCUAGUUAAACAGAAGAAAAAAAAGAAUAAUAAAAUGUUAAGAAUGGAGCCUAGUUGAUAAAUAUUUGGGAACUUGCUUCAGGUAGAUUAGUUUCUAGUAGCACAAUAGAUGAAAAUGAUACAUUUGUGUGUACUAAAUGGAAUAAUGUUACUUUAGGUGCUUUGGAAUUCGCUGUUGUAUAUAAAAAUGGACUUUAAUUUUGGAGACUCAAUUCAAGAAUGAGCUUAGAGUAUUAACAAGCAGACUUUACAAAUAAAAAUACCGGAAAUUUGGUUUCCUUAAACUAUCUUUCCAUAUAAAAUAAUUAAAAGCACCUAGCUCUUAUUGGAACUUCAUCAGGGUGUAUAGUGAUAUUUGAUUUACGAUCUGGCUGCAUGUUGUGUAUGUGCUAAGGAGUAAUUAACUAAGGAAUUAGCGAGCUUAUAGUUAUAAAGAAUAAUUUGAUAAUUUUGAGUAACACUGUAAAUGUGUAUCAAUUUAAUUUAGGAGAUUUGAAUACAAUGGAUAUAUAAAAAUUAGCUACAAAUGUUAGUUAGAAUAGCUAGGUUUACACCCUUGAUUCUUACCCUAUAGCUUAUUCUAGUAUGGGAGAUGAUGAUAUUAGACAAGGGUUAGAUUAACCUAUAGCAAUGGCUGGAAUCAUGCUAUUAAGCAAGUGCGGUUUGAUGUGGCUAGUUGAUUUCGAAGAUAAUGCAACACUUAGGAUUUCUUCUACUCAUUAAAGUGAUAAGCUUAUAAGGUCGUGCAGAUAUGUUCCUAGAGUUGGAUACAACGGUCUUAUUAUUUCUUCUUCAAACGAUUAUACAAUAAAAAUUUGGGAACUGGAUUCAAUAGAGGAAAAAACAGAGUUCUAUGCACCUAAAAAAGAAUGCAUUUGCAUGGAUACAAUGGAUGAAUUGAAUAUCCUUGUUUGUGGCUAUAAUGACGGGUAUGUGAGGUUCUAUAAUUACAUUAAUUAUGAAAAUUAUGGAGCUUCAUUUAUUCAUGACUAAGGGGAAAUUAAAAAGCUUAACAAAAAAGGGGACUCUAAUUUACCCAACUUAAGCAUAAAUGCACUAAGAGCUUUACCUUAGACAAAAAAUGUAAUAGUAGCUAAUUCACUAGGGGAUAUAUAUAUUCUUUAUGUAGAAAAACUACAGCCAUUCUUAAUAUAGAUAAAUAAAAUAGCUGAUAAUAUUGGAUUUGCUUCAGAUUUUAUGGACAUCUCAGUCCAUGAUCCACUCUCUCUGUGGUUAGUGACAACUUAAGAUUCAAAAAUAUAAGUUUGGAGUCGAAAAUGCUUAAAGCGCAAACAAAACCCAGUGGAAGAACUAAUGAAAAUAUACGAAUUAGAGUAUUAUUUAAUCGACAACUACAAAUUGUAAACCUACAAAAAUAAGCAAUUAAAUCAAGUCCAAUUCUGCUAAGCCCUGUUUUCAAAGUAAGAGAAAGAUGAAUAUCUUGUAAUAUCUCCUUUGAUCGAUUUUAUAUAAAUAAGAAAUUAUAGAGAGCACAUCAAUGUAAGACAAAUUGCAUUAGUGAGCCCACCCAAAAAGAUUGCUCUUAAUGAAAAAGGUGACAUUAUUUUCCUAGGCCACUAAGAUGGAUAUCUUAGUCUAUACGAUGCGCAUAAUGGAAUUGAGUUGGAUAGAAGAAGAAUAGGAGAAAAGCAAGAAAUCUCUGAUUUGUUUGUCUUUGACUAGCAAUAAAAGAUUAAAAAGGAAAAUUCUUCUCUUUCUUAAGAAGAAUAAAUAAAUGAAGCUCCUUUCAUAUUAGUUUCUUCAAACAAUCAAAUAACAGUUUUUAAUUUAUUUUCUGCUCCCUUAGGCGACCCUAGCACUAUUUGA
Molecule: messenger RNA, 5451 nt
Organism: Tetrahymena thermophila SB210
Lineage: Eukaryota; Ciliophora; Oligohymenophorea; Hymenostomatida; Tetrahymenidae
Product: WD domain, G-beta repeat protein
Exons: 15
Molecular function (GO): protein binding
Source: RefSeq, a predicted model, not a curated record